AUGGCAAAGACUGGGAAGAAGCAGCUGGCUGGAGGGGGAAAGAGGCAUCUGGAACCUGUUGCUGAAGUUCCUUCCAAAAGAGUCACCAGGAGGACAUCAAGUGAAGCGUCUGCAACCAACAAUGAAGAUACUCCGCCCCGCAACAAUCGCAGUAGCUCACCGCAGAUUGAUGAAAGGAUCGAUGAAGCAAGCACUGUUCGCAGGGACACAGGUCCUACUGCAUCUGAUGUCAUGGUCCAUCAGCACUUUGAUUCUGAUGGUUUUCUUGAUCCUGAGGAUGAUGAAGGUGGCCGUAAAAGGAAGGGCACCGGGCUGGAGCGGAUUUGCAAGGGGAUGGGAGUCAAGCUUACCAUUGAGAUUCCUCCAGGGCUGAAACGUCCUGAGAAGCCUUUGCCUGCUGCCAAGUUUGCAUCGGAGGGUGGAAUGCUUGCAAGAGGCCAGAUGCCGCUCCUUCCGCAUUUCAAGUUGUACAAGAGGGAUGAGAAUUUGUUGGCCGACUUCGUUGGAAAGAUGGGGGCAAAUUUCAACAUGGACACAGAGUCGGAAGACAUCCAGAAGGCUUGCUAUGACGUACUGCGGAAAGUGUCGAAGAACAGGCGCUACAUCCUGAAAAGGGACUACUUCGACAAAGUACCAGCAAAUGAAGUCAGCAUCAAGUCCCCUGUUAAGGAUGUCUCAGAUGAAGAAUGGGAAGCUCUAACUGCUCUGUGGGUAACCCCAAGACACAGGAACACAUGUACCAAGAACAAGGACGAGUCGUGUCUGCGAAUUUCCUUUUGCAUCUUACUCUUGUCUCCACAAGCUUAUGUUCUGAUUCUUGGUGAACAUCAUUUCCAGAGGGAGGAGCGCAGAGGUGAAGAGCUAGAUGCAGUCGACAUCUUUAAGGCGACCCAUCACAGCAAGAAGGAUGGUUUCUCUGAGGAAGCUCUAGCUGCAAUAGCUGAUAUGGAAGCUGAGAUGGCUAUUCCUGUGCCAGAAGGUGCACCGCCAAGGUCUGCAGUCGCUGUUGUUGCAAAGGUUCUUAGCAAGGAAGCCAAGCACAGCACUUUCCUGAAGAAUGCUGGACUUCAGCCCAGUUCCACUGUCAAGCUCAACAAGCCCACCGCAGCUGCUGUAUCGGCGCAUGUUCAUGACCUGGAAGCACAGCUGAAGAGGUCCCAGGAGGAAGCUGAACAGAUGAAGCAGCAGUUUGCUGCCAUCAUGGAAGAAGCUGCUGCCCAGAAGGAGAAGCAAGCGGCAAAUGAAGCCGCACAAGCUCAGCGUGACAAGGACUACAUGGAGCUCCUCAAGCGGAUCGAGGAAAGUGAUAGGAGGCUUGCUCACAUGAUGUCCAUCUUCGAAGCAUCUGCGAAUUAG
This is a messenger RNA of Lolium perenne, 1356 nucleotides long. NCBI's taxonomy places the organism in Eukaryota, Viridiplantae, Streptophyta, Magnoliopsida, Poales, Poaceae. The record is from RefSeq and is a predicted model, not a curated record.